Betta splendens (Siamese fighting fish) is the source of this 5055-nucleotide messenger RNA. It is a transcript of the gene cand1, whose product is annotated as cullin-associated and neddylation-dissociated 1. Gene Ontology annotation, cellular component: nucleus. The coding region runs from base 263 to 3967 and encodes 1234 amino acids. Lineage: Eukaryota; Metazoa; Chordata; Actinopteri; Anabantiformes; Osphronemidae. The record is from RefSeq and is a predicted model, not a curated record. The transcript has 26 exons. Gene Ontology annotation, biological process: protein ubiquitination; SCF complex assembly.
CAGCUCUGCUAACCACGCCCCUCUGCAGACAGAACGGGAGCUCCAUUCAAACACGGCAAACUCCGCGCUCCGGGAUGCGACAGUCGUUGUAGAAGGAGAGAAAGGCGGCAGCAGCAGCAAUCACACACUGAACGUCACAGAUCGGAUCGGAGGGGCCAUCAGCAGGCAGCCAGAGACACGCCAGCCACCCAGCCAGUCAGCAGCCAGAACACACCAGCACUGAGCGCAGUCAGCUAGCAGGAGGCUAACGGCUAACACCAACAUGGCGAGCGCCUCGUACCACAUCUCCAACCUGCUGGAGAAAAUGACUUCCAGCGACAAGGACUUCAGGUUUAUGGCCACCAACGACCUAAUGACGGAGCUUCAGAAAGAUUCAAUCAAACUGGACGACGACAGCGAGAGAAAGGUGGUGAGGAUGAUUCUCAAGUUGCUGGAAGACAAGAAUGGAGAAGUUCAAAACCUGGCUGUCAAAUGCCUGGGUCCUUUGGUCAGUAAGGUGAAGGAGUACCAGGUGGAGACCAUUGUGGACACGCUGUGCACCAACAUGCUGUCGGACAAAGAACAACUCAGAGACAUUUCCUCCAUUGGACUCAAGACUGUGAUUGGAGAGUUACCGCCCGCCUCCAGUGGCUCCGCUUUAGCUGCCAGUGUUUGUAAGAAGAUAACCGGUCGCCUGACGAGUGCCAUCGCUAAACAGGAAGACGUCUCAGUCCAGCUGGAGGCUCUCGACAUCAUGGCCGACAUGCUCUGCCGACAGGGGGGUCUGUUGGUGAAUUUCCAUCCCUCCAUCCUCAGCUGUCUGCUACCUCAGCUCACCUCCCCCAGACUGGCUGUAAGAAAGAGGACCAUCAUGGCUCUGGGCCACCUCGUGAUGUCCUGUGGAAAUCUGGUCUUCAUCGAUCUGAUUGAGCAUCUUCUGACAGAGCUCGGCAGGAACGACAACAUGUCGACCACCAGAACCUACAUCCAGUGCACAGCAGCCAUCAGCAGACAGGCCGGGCACCGGAUCGGAGAGUACCUGGAGAAGAUCAUCCCUUUGGUAGUGAAGUUCUGUAACGUUGAUGACGACGAGCUCAGAGAGUACUGCAUCCAGGCCUUCGAGUCAUUCGUCAGGAGGUGUCCUAAAGAAGUUUACCCCCACGUACCUACGGUCAUCUCCAUCUGCCUGCGCUACCUGACCUACGAUCCAAACUACAACUUUGAUGAUGAAGACGAGGAUGACAACGCGAUGGACGCAGAGCAGAACGAUGAAGACUACCAAGGCAGUGAUGAUGAGUACAGCGAUGAUGACGACAUGAGCUGGAAGGUUCGACGGGCAGCAGCAAAGUGUCUGGAUGCUGUUGUUUCCACGCGUCAUGAGAUGCUGCCAGAAUUCUAUCGCUCUGUCUCUCCUGCACUUGUCUGUCGCUUCAAGGAGAGGGAGGAGAAUGUGAAGGCAGAUGUUUUCCAUGCCUACCUGUCGCUGCUUAAACAGACCAGACCAGCUCAGAGCUGGCUGACCGAUCCAGAUGCUAUGGAGCAGGGAGACACGCCCUUAACGAUGCUGCAGAGUCAGGUUCCAAUGAUAGUGAAAGCUCUUCACAAACAGCUGAAGGAGAAAAGUGUCAAAACCCGUCAGUGUUGUUUCAACAUGUUAACGGAACUGGUAAAUGUCCUGCCUGGAGCCCUGACUCAGCACAUCCCUGUGCUGAUACCAGGCAUCAUUUUCUCUCUGAACGAUAAAUCAAGCAGCUCCAACCUGAAAAUCGACGCCCUGGCCUGUCUUCAUGUCAUCAUGGUCACUCACCCCGCUCAUGCUUUCCACGACCAUGUCCCUGCACUUGUCCCACCCGUGGUGGCGUGCGUAGGGGACCCCUUCUACAAGAUUACCUCAGAGGCUCUGCUCGUCACUCAGCAGCUCGUCAAGGUGAUCCGACCUCUGGACAACCAAUCAGAGAGCUCAGACAGCUUUGACCCCUCCCCAUACAUCAAUGACCUGUUCACCUGUACGAUCAGACGCCUUAAAGCUGCCGACAUUGAUCAGGAGGUCAAAGAACGAGCCAUCUCCUGCAUGGGACAGAUUAUCUGCAACCUGGGUGACCGUCUGCCUACUGAACUUCCUGGAACACUGUUGAUCUUCUUAGAACGUCUCAAGAACGAGAUAACAAGACUCACAACUGUGAAAGCUCUGACGCUGAUUGCUGGCUCUCCAUUAAAAAUUGACCUGAGGCCGGUUCUGCCGGAUGCUGUUCCCAUCCUUGCUUCUUUCCUCCGCAAGAACCAGAGAGCCCUGAAGCUCUGCACGCUGGCUGCCCUGGACAUCCUGCUCAGAAACUACAGCUCUGCUGUGACUCCAGUCAUGGUGGAUGCAGUCCUAGCAGAGCUGCCUCCUCUCAUCUCUGAGAGUGACAUGCACGUGUCUCAGAUGGCGCUGAGCUUCCUGUCCACGCUGGCCGUCACCCACCCGUCCUCACUGAGUCAGCUGAGCGGCGGAAACAUCAUGCAACAGCUCAUUGCUCUGGUUCGAUCCCCGCUGCUGCAGGGGGGCGCACUUACUGCCAUGCUGGACUUCUACCAGGCUCUGGUGUCCACUGACACUCCUGGUCUGGGCUACAUGGACCUGCUAAGGAUGCUGACUGGUCCAGUUUACUCCCAGAGUGCUGCUCUGCCUCACAAACAGGCCUACUGCUCCAUCGCCAAGUGUGUUGCUGCCCUGACGCGAGCCUGUCCCACUGAGGGACCCGCUGUGGUCGGACAGUUCAUCCAGGAUGUGAAGAACAGCCGCUCCACCGACUCCAUCAGGCUGCUGGCUCUUCUGUCAUUGGGCGAAGUGGGACAUCAUGUGGACCUCAGCAGCCAACCAGAGCUAAAGACGGUCAUACUGGAUGCGUUUUCCUCCUCAAGUGAAGAGGUUAAGUCUGCAGCCUCCUAUGCCUUGGGCAGUAUUGCAGUGGGGAAUCUUCCAGAGUAUCUUCCUUUUGUCCUGCAGGAGAUCUCAUCCUCCAAGAGACAGUACCUGUUGCUGCACUCGCUAAAAGAGAUCAUCAGUUCGGCUUCCGUGUCUGGACUGAAACCGUAUGUGGAGUCCGUUUGGUCUCUGCUCCUCAAACACUGUGAGUGUCAGGAGGAAGGAACCAGGAAUGUUGUGGCUGAGUGUCUGGGAAAACUGACCUUGAUUGACCCAGAAACCCUGCUGCCCCGCCUCAAAGGAUACCUGCUGUCAGGUUCAUCGUAUGCCAGAAGCUCUGUGGUAACGGCGGUGAAGUUCACCAUCUCGGACCAGCCACAGCCUAUUGACCCGCUGCUUAAAAACUGCAUAGGUGACUUCCUAAAGACGCUGGAGGACCCAGACCUGAACGUGCGUCGCGUUGCCUUAGUCACGUUUAACUCUGCGGCCCACAAUAAACCCAGUCUGAUCCGAGAGCUGCUGGACUCUGUGCUACCACAGCUUUACAAUGAGACCAAAGUCAGGAAGGAGCUGAUCAGAGAGGUGGAGAUGGGUCCAUUCAAACACACAGUGGAUGACGGUUUAGACCUGAGGAAGGCGGCAUUCGAGUGUAUGUACACUCUGCUGGACAGCUGCCUGGACCGCAUUGACAUCUUCAUCUUCCUCAACCACGUAGAAGACGGUCUCAAGGACCACUAUGACAUCAAGAUGCUGACAUUCCUCAUGCUGGCCCGACUGUCGUCUCUAUGUCCCAGUGCUGUUCUACAGAGACUGGACAGGCUGGUGGAGCCGCUGAGAGCUACCUGCACCACCAAGGUGAAGGCCAACUCUGUAAAACAGGAGUUUGAGAAGCAGGAUGAACUCAAGCGAUCAGCAAUGCGUGCCGUCGUUGCCCUGCUCACCAUCCCUGAGGCCGAGAAGUCGCCUUUGAUGUCAGAGUUUCAGUCCCAGAUCUCAUCCAAUCAGGAGCUGGCGGCCAUCUUUGACUCCAUUCAGAGGGACUCCAGCUCUGCCAACAUGGAGUCCAUGGACACCAGCUAAACAUGUGGACUAAACAAGAUCCCACAAUGCAACAACGCACCACCCCCGCUGCUGGAGCGCUAACCCCGCAGCAUGUUUUCAUGACAACAGGACGCACACACAUACAUACACACCGCACACACACACUUACUUGUAGUGACACACCCUCUCCUAGCGAUUGAUCGUUCCAUGAUGCAUUGCACUGAAAUCAGCAGUUUGGAAAGCAAAGGAAGAAGACUGAUGUAAGGCUCACACACAAACACAACGGACAAAAUGCAUAAACAAGAAAAAAUUAAUUCAAGAAAAUAAGUUCUUUAUGAUGCUUGGAAGCACCUCCCACUUCCCAUUUGUUUUCUAGCGAGGUCAUCCGAUUGGCUGAUCUCCCUCCAUCAUUCUUCUAAUUUCUUUUGUUCCUUUUGUAAUUCCAGAGAGUUUGACAGGUACUGUAACCUGAUUGGCCGCUGCUAAGUGACUGACAGUUGGCAUGUUAUCAAAACUGACCAAUGGGGAGAAGCAGCCUUUCCUGUGUAGGCUGUGAUGACCAAUGGGAGAAGGGCUCGCUGUUUGUAUUUUUAUUUCCUUUGUAAGAAUGAUGUAGGUGACCCAUAGGAUGCUUGAGGGUGAUGACGAGUGGGUAGGGGUUUACUGUUUGUGGACCAAUCAUGUGUUGUGUUUCACUGGAUCUGCCCUCGGUCCCUUCACUCCUAAGAAGGAAGGAAGCAAUGUUUGAGAGGAUGGAGGGUUGCUGUGGAUCGUGUUCCAUCUAACCAGACCCGACUGGACUGGGCUGAUGACUCUGUGGCUGUUGAUAAACAGUAAUACAUACAUCAUUAGAGCCAGUGAGGCCUCCGUUCAGGACUGUUUUUUUCCAAGUUUGAGCCGGAUGAAGCAGGUCACAGCCUGGUCUGGUCGGGUUAGGCUGCUCCACUGAUGUUUAGUGCCCAAGAAAAAUUAAAAAGGUCCAUUUCUGCCUGCCUUCAUGCUCUUGACUUCCUCAUUUCUUUUUGUGUGCGCGAGUGUCAGUAAGCUUCAAGCAGAGGAUUUUGGAUGAUAUAAGUGUCAAUAAAGAGCAGCCGUGAAACCCAAACCUUCAGGGUUGAUUCCAAAGA